Oikopleura dioica is the source of this 288-nucleotide messenger RNA. The record is from the annotation of a GenBank genome assembly. NCBI's taxonomy places the organism in Eukaryota, Metazoa, Chordata, Appendicularia, Copelata, Oikopleuridae.
AUGUUCGACCCUUUUUCUAACUUACAAAAGAACCUCCAAGAAGCGAUUGGCCAGUUCAUCAAAACAACCCAAGAAGAUGUCAAAAAACGAAAUAUGGACAAGCAUAUCGCCACUGUUUGCGCCCAAAAGUUCUUGGAUCGAGCCAACAAGAGCGACAAUUUCAAUGGCAAAAGCGAAGAAGCUGGCGUUUUGGCGGAGGAGUUUGGAAGAGCUGCCGUGGAAUCGAUCAACGCGCUCCGGGACUUUCAAGCCGCCAUGAUGAAACUCACCGAGCUCAUUGCUGAAUAG